This is a messenger RNA of Zalophus californianus (California sea lion), 1582 nucleotides long. RefSeq names its product otoraplin (gene OTOR). The record is from RefSeq and is a predicted model, not a curated record. The transcript is spliced from 4 exons. The coding region runs from base 188 to 577 and encodes 129 amino acids. Lineage: Eukaryota; Metazoa; Chordata; Mammalia; Carnivora; Otariidae. Gene Ontology annotation, biological process: cartilage condensation. Gene Ontology annotation, molecular function: protein binding.
AACCAGAUGCAAAUUAGCCCCUGGAGCUCGGGAGCUGUUAGGAAGGCAGAGGAAGGAACGUGGGCACCUUCCCAUUGGCUGGGGGGACUCACCCAGAUGUCUGACUUCCACAUAAAAGACAGGAACCACUGCAGUCAGUUCCCACUUCCAGUUAAAGGACGACAGCAAAAACAGCAAAAAAAGGAAGAUGGCCAGACUAUUAUUACUUUCCCUCCCAGGUCUUGUAGCCAUAUGUGCCGUGCACGGAAUAUUUAUGGACAGACUUGCUUCCAAGAAGCUCUGUGCAGAUGACGAGUGCGUGUAUACUAUUUCUCUGGCCAGAGCUCAAGAAGAUUACAAUGCCCCAGACUGUAGGUUUAUUAAUGUUAAAAAAGGACAGCAGAUUUAUGUUUACUCAAAGCUGGUACAAGAAAACGGAGCUGGAGAAUUUUGGGCUGGCAGUGUCUACGGAGAUGACCAUGAGGACGAGAUGGGCACCCUGGGCUAUUUCCCCAGCAGCUUGGUCGAGGAGCAACACUUGUACCAAGAAGCCACCAGAGAAGUCCCCACCAUGGAUAUUGACUUCUUCUGUGAGUAAGAAAUUAGACAAACCUGCAAGGAAAAAGGAAACACCAAAAACUAGGAAAAGCGAAAUAAGAAAAAAAUACGUGUCCCUAAUUCCUGACUUUUGUUUCAAGGCUUUGUUAUCCUUACAGGAGGACUGGGCCUUGGCGGCCAGAGGUGGCGCAUGAAGGAGGGGGUUCCAUUCAGUUUUCUGCUGGCCUGGUCUUCCCACCACCUGGGGCAGGGCGACGUUUGGUUCAAGAGGGAGAAUUGAAAGCAGAAAUUCUAUUUUAGCCUAGAGAACCCUCUCUUAUGCAAGAAUGUAUACAGAGGAUGGCUCAUUUUUAUUAUUUCUAAAUUGUAAUUCUUACCAGCUCUUUGGCUUCUUAUAUAAACUUGGUGGGUCACAGAUCUUCUCUUUGGACAUGCUGUUUUCUAAUUAUUUGUCUCACUGGCCAUUUGGAGUGUUAUAUGUACCCAAAGGGGCUAUAUCCCCAAGGAGUAUUCGAGGAUUGUUGUUACUUUUAAUAUUGGAUGUGUUUGGGAUGUGAAGUUGGUGGGAGCGGAUGAGCUGUUUGGGCUCAGAGGUAUUUGGACUAUGCCUCUUUCUCUUAAAAAAAAUCACGAAUUAUUUCAAUGGAAUUUUAUCUUCUAGUGAUCAAUUUACUGCUUCCCAAAUUUUAAGUGUGUGUGUAUGUAAUAAGGGUGGAGCAGCUUAUGAAAUAUUUGUAAUGGGAUAGUUUCCCCAUCAUAUGUGCUGUCACUGCAAACAUUUGAGCUUCAAGUCAAAAGACAGGGGGAAAAAUUCUGUGGGUUAUUUCUCGACUUCUUUUUCAACUUUGAAUUUCCUCUUCCUGUGCAAAGUCCCCCAGUCAAGGAUGAUGUGUGAAGAAAUCUGGUGAGGGCAUUGGUGGUCCCAAAGGAUAAUACAAGUGUCUCUACAUUUGAUUGGAAAUUUGCUUUGAUUGUGUAUUCCUACUAUAAUUCUUUUUAUGUAGUCAUGAGUCUUUUUUACAUGUAAUUAAAAUGCCUGUACUCA